CCACACAACCGCUCCGCUACCUCCCCUUCUUGAUUCUUGCCACUGUCCGGCUCUCCCGCCCGGCCCUCGCCAUGGACGGCGCCGACAGCAUGCGGUUCCAGCGGCAGGCGUCCUGCUCCUGCGCCCCCUCCAUGUCCCGCGGCUACGUCCGCGGCGGCUUCGACCUCGACGACGACGACUUCGACGACGGGCACUUCGACAAGGCCGGCGCCGCCCUGCACGGGAGGGCGCCGCCCGCCGCUGCGUCGUCGCGCGGGUGCGGCACGAAGCUGAGGGGCCUGUGGCGGAAGAUCGUCCGGGAGAAGAAGAGGAUACUGCUCUGCUCCACCGGCUGCGUGCCCGUCGGGGGCUCGUCCGCGGCGGCGGCGCGGGAGCCAUACGACGCGUACAGCUACGCGCAGAACUUCGACGACGGCGCGGCCUGGGUGGAGCCCGACAACCUCUCGCGCUCCUUCUCCGCGCGCUUCGCCGUCCCCUCCAGGGUCCUGCAGCGGGUCGCCGUGUAGACACACACACGACCCGCCGCCGGCGGCCGUGGCGGCGGCUGACCGUCGUUUCUUUUGUUUUCCUUCUCUGUUUCUUGUUUUCUCGUCUCUGUCUCAGUUUUGGAGUCGUCAACAACUGUGAAAAAGGAAUGUUCUUUGCCCACCUGUAAAUGGUAGCCCCUCGAUCAAUCCCAAUAUCAUGAUCAGCAUCUGCAGCAA
Aegilops tauschii subsp. strangulata is the source of this 704-nucleotide messenger RNA. RefSeq lists its product as uncharacterized. NCBI's taxonomy places the organism in Eukaryota, Viridiplantae, Streptophyta, Magnoliopsida, Poales, Poaceae. The record is from RefSeq and is a predicted model, not a curated record.